GUGUAUUAUUGAGUAAUACCAUUGUAACAUGUACGUUGUAGUAAAUCAUUUCUGUACAAUAAUGUGCUACAGGAGGCACUGUAAGACGGCGUGUUGUUCUAGUUGUCUGAUUGGUCUGCUGUGUGUGUCACUCAGGGCAAGAACGUGACGAUUGGUCAGAUGGGUUGGUUCCCCUGCAGUAAGGUCCAGCCCUUCAUCUCUAGACCAACUCCCGACCUAUCCGACUUCCUAUGGUUUGCGGGGAACAUGGACCGGUCAGCGGCGAAGAACCUCCUGAUUUCACGGUCGGACGGAACGUUUCUGGUCCGCCAGAAAGACGGAGGAGAGUUCGCAAUCAGCCUCAAGUUUAACAUGGACAUCAGACACAUCAAGAUCACGUCAACAGAAGGCCUCUACCGCAUCAACGAGAAGAAAGCAUUCAAAGGGUUAAUCGAGAUGGUUCAGUUCUACCAGCAACAUUCAUUGAAGGAGUAUUUUAAGGAUGUGGACACCACCCUCCAGACCCCCUUCAACCAGCCUGAACAGAGUGGUACACCCUUCAACACACCCUCCCCAGGUGGCAGUAUGCGUUCGUUCGGCACAGCGAGGCCAGGUAUGACUUCUCAGCCAGAGCCGUACAGAGUUGUCUCUGAGAGAAGGAGACACAGUCAAGGUCCUGUCUAAGAAAGCUCACAAUGGAUGGUGGAAA
Molecule: messenger RNA, 688 nt
Organism: Oncorhynchus keta (chum salmon)
Lineage: Eukaryota; Metazoa; Chordata; Actinopteri; Salmoniformes; Salmonidae
Product: proto-oncogene vav-like
Exons: 7
Coding region: 160-663 (167 amino acids)
Biological process (GO): cell migration; regulation of GTPase activity
Cellular component (GO): cytoplasm
Molecular function (GO): guanyl-nucleotide exchange factor activity
Source: RefSeq, a predicted model, not a curated record